CCGGCGGCGGCCGUUCUGUGUAAGAUGGCGGACCGGCGGCGGCAGCGCGCCUCGCAGGACACGGAGGAUGAGGAGUCGGGGGCUUCGGGCUCGGACAGCGGCGGCUCCCCGGCGCGCGGCGGCGGCGGCGGCAGCGGCAGCGGCAGCGGCAGCGGCUCCCUGCCUUCGCAGCGCGGCGGCCGAGCCGGGGCCCUGCAUCUGCGGCGGGUGGAGAGCGGGGGCGCCCAGAGCGCCGAGGAGUCGGAGUGUGAGAGUGAAGAUGGCAUCGAGGGCGAUGCUGUUCUCUCAGAUUAUGAAAGUGCUGAAGACUCAGAAGGUGAAGAGGAAUACAGUGAAGAGGAAAACUCCAAAGUGGAGUUGAAGUCAGAAGCUAAUGAUGCUGUUAAUUCAACAAAAGAAGAGAAGGGGGAAGACAAGCAUGACACCAAAGGCACUGUGACUGGAGAGAGGCAAAGUGGGGAUGGACAGGAGAGCACAGAGCCUGUGGAGAAUAAAAUGGGUAAAAAGGGUCCCAAGCAUUUGGAUGAUGAUGAAGACAGGAAGAAUCCAGCGUACAUACCCCGGAAAGGGCUCUUCUUUGAGCAUGAUCUUCGAGGCCAAACUCAGGAGGAAGAAGUCAGACCCAAGGGGCGUCAGCGGAAGCUAUGGAAGGAUGAGGGCCGCUGGGAGCAUGACAAGUUUCGGGAAGAUGAGCAGGCCCCGAAGUCCCGCCAGGAGCUCAUUGCUCUUUAUGGCUAUGAUAUCCGCUCAGCUCAUAACCCUGAUGACAUUAAACCUCGAAGAAUCCGGAAACCCAGAUAUGGAAGCCCUCCGCAAAGAGAUCCAAACUGGAUUGGUGAGCGGUCCAAUAAGUCCCACCGCCACCAAGGUCCUGGGGGCACUCUACCGCCAAGGACAUUUAUUAACAGGAACGCUGCAGGUACUGGCCGCAUGUCUGCACCCAGGAAUUACUCUCGAUCUGGGGGCUUCAAAGAAGGUCGUGCUGGCUUUCGGCCUAUGGAGGCUGGGGGGCAGCAUGGAGGCCGGUCUGGUGAGACUGCUAAGCAUGAAACUGGUUACCGGUCCCGGCGCCUGGAGCAGACUCCCGUGAGGGAUCCGUCUCCCGAAGCAGAUACCCCAGAGCUUGGUGGUCCUGAGAAGGAGGAGGCAGCCUCUGAGACACCAGCCACGGCUCCUGAACCUGUACCACCGGCUCCUGACAGACCUGUCGAGAAGAAAUCCUACUCCCGGGCGAGAAGAACCCGCACCAAAGUAGGAGAUGCUGGCAAAAUUGCAGAGGAGGUGCCCCCUCCACCUGAAGGGCUGCCCCCAGCUCCUGCAGUUCCAGAGACCACCCCUCCUCCACCUGCUAAGACUGGAAACUGGGAGGCUCCCGUGGAUUCUACCAGCGGACUGGAACAAGAUGUAGCACAAUUAAAUAUAGCAGAGCAGAGUUGGAAUCCAGGCCAGCCUUCAUUCGUGCCGCCCCGGGAGCUUCGAGGUAUGCCCAACCACAUACACAUGGGAGCAGGACCUCCACCUCAGUUUAACCGGAUGGAAGAAAUGGGUGUUCAGGGUGGUCGAGCCAAACGGUAUUCAUCUCAGAGACAGAGACCUGUUCCAGAGCCCCCUGCUCCCCCUGUGCACAUCAGCAUCAUGGAAGGACAUUACUAUGACCCACUGCAGUUCCAGGGACCAAUCUAUACCCAUGGUGACAGCCCUGCCCCACUGCCUCCACAAGGCAUGAUUGUGCAGCCAGAAAUGCACCUUCCCCACCCAGGUUUACAUCCCCACCAGACACCAGCGCCUCUGCCCAAUCCGGGCCUCUAUCCCCCACCAGUGUCCAUGUCUCCAGGACAGCCACCGCCUCAACAGUUGCUUGCUCCCACUUACUUUUCUGCCCCAGGGGUCAUGAACUUUGGUAAUCCCAGUUAUCCUUAUGCUCCAGGGGCACUGCCCCCUCCACCACCUCCUCCUCAUCUGUAUCCUAAUACGCAGGCCCCAUCACAGGUGUAUGGGGGAGUGACCUACUAUAACCCAGCCCAGCAACAGGUGCAGCCAAAGCCCUCCCCACCACGGAGAACCCCCCAGCCCGUCACCAUCAAGCCCCCUCCACCUGAGGUUGUAAGCAGGGGUUCCAGUUAAUAUUAAGUUUCUGAAUAUUUUAAAACUAACAUCAUAUAAAAAACAUAAAGGUGAGAACUCAGAAGAGAAAUACAACUGGCUGUCCACUCCAGGUGGGCUACCAAAGUACAGGGUGGCUCCUACCAGCGACAGCUGAAGGAGGAAGACCCACGCCUUCCUCUGAGGACAGGCUCAUUGGAGAGGGGGAGAAACGAUGGACUUCCUCCCACCUGCGCUCUUUACUUGAGGCGGCUGUACUCAGGGGAGCGGAGAUCCAGGCAGCCCAGGCUUCCGAGUCUACAUCCAGAACUCCACAUCUUUCUGCUUGACUUUGUCCUGGGAAAUUCAAGUGUCUUCUGUUCCCAGGGAAGUUCCUUCCUGUUUUUGUUUUGUUUUGUUUUGUUUUCGGAUAUAUUCAUUUUUAAAGUCUAGCUUGCUGUUCUUAAGUUAAUAUUCUAUUUCUUUAGGUUGUUUUGCUUGUCUGUUGCUCUCUUUUUCUUCCCUGCAAAUGAACCAAAUUUGUUCUGGUUUGCUUACCGCUUCAGGCUCCUUUUUAAUUCUUCCCUGCAGCCCAGAUAAUGGAGAACAAAUCAGCCAGGCUUUCCCAAAUCUCAGCUGGCGUUUUUUUUUGUUUUUUGUUUUUUUUUUUUAGCCUUGGCUGUUCACUUGUAAACUUGGAUUUUUAGCUCCUCUAACCCCAUAUAAGCAAAGUUGUCUAUAUAGUGCAUCCCAUGGUCAAGAAAGCUCAGAGGGAGUGAGUAGGACCCUUUCUUUUUGGCUUAGUUUUUCUACAAGUCUGAGCCUCUGUUAGUACCUGUAAUCUGGUGGGCUUUGGUCCUCUGUUUAGGGCAAAGUCUGUACUGUGGGAGAUGACCAGCCAGAUGCAUUUGUAAGCAAGAGAGGGCGGGGUGAACCUUUGCACUUUAGGGGUAUCUGUUUGCACAGUGCUCAGGGCUCCAUCUUGGAGGUAAGUGAGAUCAGAGGGCCCUGCUUCUCUUUUGUCCUGCAUCCCCUUUCAAGUUGCUGUGGACCAGUGCAUCUCUCUGAGAGGCAAAUAUUACCCAGCAAGUAACUUAUCUUGUCCAUUGCCAUUCUUUGCUCUUCUCCAUGUCUUUCCUGCUACACAUGUCCUAGAUGUGCUCCUGAUCUUGUAAGCAAGUACUACACCUGGGCUUUAAGGUUUAAGGAAGCCAGUCACCACCUGGGCUAGGGCUCCCUCCUGUCCAUGGCACUGAACCACUCCCCUGCUGCCUCUACAGAAAAGAUUCCUGUGACUGGACCACUUGUGUCUGCCUGGGGUGUUUUGGCCACUGUCCUUGAUGUCUGUAUCUCUUCCCCAAUAGUGUCACUGUCUGUUGUUACUCUUUUCCUCCAGCAGAGUCACAGGUGUGGGGUGGGGGGCGGGAGGGACACUUAAAGCUGUAACUCCCCGCCUUACCACCACCACCAGGAGGAAACUAUAUUCUCCUAGGGGUAGCUGGUGAUUGUGCCUUUUGUAGGCUUCCCUUUGCCUUAAACCUGAAGAUGUCUCCUCAAGCCUGUGGGCAGCAUGCCCAGAUCCCCAGACCUUAUGACACUGUGACAGUUGUCUCUGUUGGUCCACUGUGUUCAGUUGCAAGGAUUUCUCCCUAUGUGUUGUUGUGGUUUUUUUGUUGUUACAGUUUUGAAGGGUGCACAUUUAUGAUCUGCAUUGUGACUUGGAGAUAAUAAAAUUUAGACUACAAAUUUUUUUUUUUUUUUUUUUUUUGCCAGUAUGUUCUUGAGUGUUUAUUUGGGUGGAAAGGAGGAUUCCCUAAAUCCUUACAAAGUCACAGUCAUAUCUCAAACCACCUCAGAAUUGUCACGUGG
Messenger RNA from Ochotona curzoniae (black-lipped pika), 3951 nucleotides. RefSeq names its product CASC3 exon junction complex subunit (gene CASC3). Gene Ontology annotation, molecular function: mRNA binding. Gene Ontology annotation, biological process: mRNA processing. Gene Ontology annotation, cellular component: exon-exon junction complex. The transcript has 14 exons. The record is from RefSeq and is a predicted model, not a curated record. The coding region runs from base 25 to 2124 and encodes 699 amino acids. Lineage: Eukaryota; Metazoa; Chordata; Mammalia; Lagomorpha; Ochotonidae.